This is a messenger RNA of Trichomonas vaginalis G3, 2361 nucleotides long. RefSeq names its product ubiquitin-protein transferase protein. NCBI's taxonomy places the organism in Eukaryota, Parabasalia, Trichomonadida, Trichomonadidae. The transcript has a single exon. The record is from RefSeq and is a predicted model, not a curated record. The coding region runs from base 1 to 2361 and encodes 786 amino acids. Gene Ontology annotation, cellular component: cytoplasm. Gene Ontology annotation, molecular function: guanyl-nucleotide exchange factor activity.
AUGCUUCAGGGCAUUGUUAGCGCAGGAGCUCCUGGGCAAGACAGGCUUGGACGGAAAGGUGAUGGAAUGCAACCAGCACUUGUCAACAUUGAUUAUAACCACAUAGUUUCAUGCGGUGUCGGCUGGCGGCAUAAUGUUGUUGUAUAUGAGAAUGGACGAGCAUAUGGAUGGGGCUGUAAUGAUGAAAAGCAACUUGGAAACUUACCAUCUGAAGUACCUGUUCCUAUGUUUAUGUCUUCUUUUAAAGAUUUUCAUGUUACAUGGGUGCAUUGUGGUGAUAGAAUUACAGUUAUUCUAACAGAUACAGGCGAAGCAUAUGCCAUAGGCUCAAUGUAUGGUGAAAAUCCAGUUCGUUUACAGUCUUCUCAGCCAUUUGUUUUUUGCACUUGCAGUCUUGGCGCAGUUUACGCACUUGAUUGCAAUGGUGACAUUUUUUCAUGCACAACACAAACAGGCAAAGGUGUUGUCAGCCAUUUACCUGAACCUGUUUGCGAUAUCGCCGUCGGAAGUACUUUUUGCCUUGCAGUUACUGUAUCCGGCAUUGCUUAUGCAAAAGGAAACGAUGCAGCUUGUGGCUGCGGAUCAUCAUCUCCUUCUGAUGCUUUUCAACCAAUUUCAUCAUUAAUCGGCAUUAAAAUCUCACGCGUCGUCGCUUACGGAUCACACUCCAUUGCAAUAGCAAGGGAUGGCAGAGUAUUUGUUUGCGGUACCACAUCUGAUGGAAGAAUUGGAGUUCCUGACGCUAGUUCUCCAAUUUCUUCUUUUCAACAACUAAAAACAUUCAACGGUGAAAAAAUCAUCGAUGCAGACUGCGGAGAUGCACAUUCGAUAUUUCUUACAAAGGAUGGACACGCUUAUGCAUGCGGAGUUUCUACAGAUGGAAGAACUUUGUGUGGAAGACAAGAUUCGUUCUUGGAACCGGUGAAAGCUGAUUUAUCUGGUGUUACUUACAUCAGAUGUGGCUGCUUCCACAGUAUUGCCUUCGUAAAUAUGCCGGCGCCAGUUCAUCCUGGAUUAUUAUUUUUCGGAUUACUUGUGGGAAGCGUCAGAUCCCCUCAUUGCGUUAAAUUAUCACGAGAAAUUACAGCAGACGUCUCACCACGUUCUGUUUCGAUGUACGGAUUCUUAAUUGGAGAUACAGUUACAAUUGAUGACCAAUCGACUGGAAUUGUACUCGGUGUUGUAGGAGAUAAAAUUUGUUGCAGCGUCGACGGAGAAUUAAAAACUUUCAAGAAAAGAAUCAUCAAAUUUCAAAAAAGAUCAACAGAUCCACUCAAAACAGUUAAAACUAGCUCAGGAAUGGAAAUACUUAUCGAUACGAAAGAGGAAUUAUGCCUCUCUUUCGGCCUUUUACCGGGAGAUGUAGUAUCUCAUCCAGUUCUUGGCCGUGGAGUGGUCGAAGGUUUUUCACGAGGCACAAUUUGGUUCACAUUCGACUCACAUCAAGGUUGUGUCCGUGCAAAGUCUCUUGGCUUAGCAGGAAUUUUCUCAUCUCUCAAAUUAAUCGAAAGUCGCCGUAAAUUUGUCAAUGUUGAAUGCAGCGAUGGUAUUACAUAUCCAGCAGAGAUUACGCGUACAUACACAGUUUUGACUCCAGACUCAUCUGUCGGAACAGUUAUUGGAACAAUCGGAAUUUACCUUUGCGUAGAAGACUGCGAAACCAAGAAAAAGUCUCUUUUCCUCAAAUCCAAAUGCGUUGAGACACUUCGCAAUGAAUCUUUUGAACAAAACGACGUAGUUCUUACUGAAAAAGGAAUUUCAUUCAUUGUCAACGUAUUUAAGGGGAAGGUUCAGGUUCACCCCCUCACAAAUAUUCUUAAAAAUCUCCCCUCAAUUUUAAUUGAGAACGAUAAAGUAUCGUUAAUUGCAAGGGUUAUUGGACAAGGUGAAAUGACCGUAGAUGGCCACAAGAUAGACAUAAGUGUAGAGUCAUCCAGGAAGCUGAACUCCAUCGCAAUACCAGGAGACAUUUUCGCAACAGAAGAUGAUGGUUUCGUUACAAUUUUAGGUGUCGAAAAUAAUAAAAUUGUUUUCAGAAAUCAAAAAGGUGACAUCAGGGAAUUUAAAAACGGCUCUUUAGUUUCAAGGAACGUUUCAAAGUGCAAGAGGGUAUUUACAAUACCAAGGACAGGUGCAAUUGAACUUUCCAUAUAUACAAGAGACUUUAGAGGCUUGAUUUUCGUUCCUGGAGAUGAAUUUACUUUUGAUUCAAAGAAUUUCGUCGCUCUCGGUACUCGUGAUGGAUACUUAUGGGCAAAUGAAGUCGGAACUGGCGUAAUGAAAUGCUUCCAACCACAGGUUUUGCAAAAAGCAGAAUUAUUCGCAAAACCAACAAAGAACAUUGACAUCUUUUUUCACUAA